Exserohilum turcica Et28A is the source of this 1005-nucleotide messenger RNA. RefSeq lists its product as uncharacterized. The coding region runs from base 1 to 1005 and encodes 334 amino acids. Gene Ontology annotation, biological process: protein phosphorylation. The transcript is spliced from 4 exons. The record is from RefSeq and is a predicted model, not a curated record. Lineage: Eukaryota; Fungi; Ascomycota; Dothideomycetes; Pleosporales; Pleosporaceae. Gene Ontology annotation, molecular function: protein kinase activity.
AUGACAGACGUACAAAAGGAGAAGACACGGCAUGACCUGGACGACGCGAGGUUGGGGGAGUACCUUGAGAAAGAGAUGCCCGGUAUCAAAGUACCCGUCGUGUCCACCAAGAUUGGCUAUGGCCAAAGCAAUCCCACGUACUUUGUCGACGAUGCGGCCAAGACGCGCUACAUCUUGAGGAAGAAGCCCAGCGGGACUAUCAUCUCGCCCGUGGCCCACCAAGUGGACCGCGAAUACAAAGUGCUCCAAGCACUCGGUAGCGUCGAGGGGUUUCCAGUGCCCAGGGUGUACUGCCUGUGCAUGGAUGCCGGAAUUAUCGGCACCGCAUUCUAUGUCAUGGAAUUCGUCCAAGGCCGCAUCAUCACCGACCCAACGCUCUCGACGCUGCCCAUCCAAGACCGACGCGCCGCCUGGCUCUCGGCGCAGCAAGCCCAGGUCCGCGACGUCAAGACAGGCGCGCCACUCGGACGAGCUCACCCACACUACGACGACAUUGUCGACUACAUCCGGCGGCAUGCCCCGCGCGACCGCGCCAGCAUCAUCCAUGGCGACUACAAGUUGGACAACAUGAUCCUGCACCCUACCGAGCCGCGCGUCAUCGCCAUUCUAGACUGGGAGUUGAGCACCAUUGGGCAUCCGCUUGCUGACGUCGUGUAUGUCGUUGGUCCGUACUGGAAUCGCACGAGUCGGAUUGGCAUGGCGCCGGCGAAAGAGGGCGAGGGAAAUGUGUAUGAUGAGGAGAAUCUGCAGGGCAAUGGCUUGCCGAGGGUGGAUGAGCUGCUGGAUUUGUAUGCACAGAGGGCGCGGUGGGAUCCUAGGCUCGAUGGGUGGGAUGUUGCAAAGGGAAGCACAAUCAGCCACGGCAUUCAGGCGCGCACCAUCAGCGGGCAGGCCAGCAGCGAGUUCUCGCACUUGUACUUUGAAAACACCAAGCGCGGGCUCGACGAGGCGCUGCGCCUGGUGCGGGAGAUGCAGCAUCAAGAGAGGUUGAAGAGUAGCUUGUAG